AUGGAUAAUAUGGAUCAAUCCCCCUUUUCAAUAUUUCCAAAUGAAGUGCUGGCAAUUCUCUUGAAAAAUUUAAGUCCCAUGGAUAUCAACAACUUGCUGGCCAUAGAUCCAAUAGCUAAAAAACUACAUCAAUUCAUUGUAUUAUUCAAAGACACAGAAAUGACAAAAUUUUUCAAUAAUGUUCCAUCAGAAUUAUGCUAUGAGAUCGGGGAGAAAACCGAUUUGCUUGAAGAUAUCAAAAUUCCAAGAAUUGGUUUAGUUCAAUUGUUUGAAAUAACGAACCUGAAUAAAUUCAGAGAGGAUGUUUCUUUUCGUGAAAUGAACGAAAAAACUACCAAAAUUCUCGUGUUAGUGAAAGAUUAUGUUCAAGAUCAGUACUUCAAUUCUUUCGAACUUGGACACCCAGAUUAUUACGCUUUAUUUUCUUUAAUGUCAGAUCAAAGGUCGAUAGGAUCAAGAUUCUUUAAUCAAGUGUGUGUGAUUCAUCUCAAGUCAUUUAUGUUGCAUCGACUGGUACUGGAUCCCUCAUCAUUUCAUAUGCCCAAUAUUCAAAAACUUGAAAUUGAUAAUUGUUUCACUGCAAAUUCAAAAGUGAAGUUUGAUUUCAAGUUUCUGCAAAAUUUACUAAUUAGUGGAAAAUAUAGUUCAAUAUCAGAGUCAAUAGACUUCCAAAAUAUUAAAACUUUAGAAUUUGUUGAAGUCGGAGAUAUAAGUUUGACAAAAUUAGCGUUCAACAAUUUAGAGAGUCUACGUAUAAAUAGUAUUUAUGAUCCAGAUCCAGAUCCCGAUGUGUCAGAUGAACCAGAACCAGUUAUUAAGAUCAGCUGGUGUAUGUUUCCUAAGUUACGUUAUGUUGACUUUGAUGUUCAGGGGGAAAUAGAUAUCAAUAGAUUGGUCUCCUCAAAUUUAUCAUCCAUGAUUAUAAAGACAUAUCGAUUAUUUUUCAGAGACUCAAAGAUGAAGAAAGUCCAAUAUAUUGAACUCACAUCCAACAGGUUUCCUAUAUUCAAGAACGUUGAGGCUGAAAGCUUGAAACAUAUAUAUAUUAAUGUUGAUGAGAUCAGUGAAACUUCGACAGAUUACGAAUUUUUUAAACAAUCACCAAGUUUAUGGGUAGACAGACAUCCAAUUCACUUCUUAUCAAAUCUUGGAACUUUCGAUAAUUUUGAAUAUUUUGGAGCUAAAUUAAAAUAUGAAGAUCGUUCAAGUCUAGUGGGUAUGAAAGCUUCAAAUUUUCGAACUGCAGAAUUGACUCUUCCUGGGUGGCAUUUCAAGUUCAUUCCAAAAUUAAAUGCCCCAUUUUUAAAGAGUUUGAAGGUUAAUAUCAAUACUUUGAAAACUUUGGAUAAUAUGAGAUUCGAUUACCCAAAUCUAGAAGAUCUUAGCUUGAAUUUUUUCAAUUCUCAUGUGCGUAUCAAUGGUUGGGUUUACCCAAACUUGAAAAACUUACAAAUUGAUCUAACCAAUAAACCAAUGGAUUUUAUUGGAUUCCUUCCAAAUUUGGAAACAUUUUGUGUUACGAGACAUCCAAACCUUGAAGAAAUGGAAGAUUUUGACCCGCACAUAUCUAUUAAUCUCACAGCUCCUGAAUUAGUGACAUAUGUUUUAAAUGAAGUCCAAAUCGAUUCAUUAAAUCUAAUGAAUUUUCCAAAAUUAAGAACGAUUUCUGCCAAAAGUGCAACAAAUAUAAUUGGUGGUGAUCUUAAUUCGUUACAAAAGCUAGAUGUAUUAGACUCUGAAGUUCAACUACUCAAAUUAAGGGCGCCAAAUUUGGAGUGUAUCAAUGCAUCGCAUACAUCAUUUAAAUCUUAUCAACUUGAUUCUGGAUUGAAUUUGCCACUUGAGACAAAAAGGGGAAGAUUUGGACUUGCUUAUAAUCCUAAUUUACCAAAAGUUAAGGACAAUGUUGAUCCAUAUAUGAAAACACAUUUAGACAAAAUUUGUGGAAGUGUUCUAUUGAUGGAAGAUUAUAUUGAUAAUCAUUCUGAGUACAAAACUUAUGCAUUUAACGGAACAUUAAGAAAACAACACCCUAAUACAUCUAUUCGGCCUAUUAUCUUACUUGAUGAUUAA
Hansenula ciferrii is the source of this 2073-nucleotide messenger RNA. RefSeq names its product Internalin-I. The record is from RefSeq and is a predicted model, not a curated record. Bases 1 to 2073 code for a protein of 690 amino acids. NCBI's taxonomy places the organism in Eukaryota, Fungi, Ascomycota, Saccharomycetes, Phaffomycetales, Wickerhamomycetaceae. The transcript has a single exon.